AUGUUUCUAGAUACUCCCCUCCCCCCCUUGCCCCUGCCUGCAGACGACACCCCGCUGGCCACAAUGCCUGAACAGCCACUGAACCUCUAUCUCCGCUACAUCAUCCCAGGGGAAACGAAGGCUAUCCAGGAUGAAGGUCCAAACCGCAAGAAAAUCUCAAACGCGCGACGCAAUAUUCGCAUUGUUGCUGGCUUCCUCGCCAACCCUGUCAACGAGAAGGCCCGUAUUUGCCUAUCAGUGGAGAUUGAGGGUUGUCAAGGAUCGUAUGAGAGGCUCGUUGCGCUUGGGCAGUUCUACUACGACCACUAUAUCCAGCAUUUCUUAUCCGCCAAAUGCCUCAUCGAUACCCUGCAAAAUAACCCUGGAGUAGAGAAUCCUGCACUCGUCCGGGACGGAUAUCGGUGCAUGCUGACCGAAAAGUACGAUACAGAUACAUUCAUACGCUACCCCGGUAAAUUCCCGUCCGGUCCUGACUUUUGGCUCAAUAUCACCUGUUGUGCACAUAUCAUACCCGUGUCCCUCGGCCGCUUCACGCUCGCUGAUGAUCCCCAGGCAAAGAUUAGCUUGGCGAAAGGCUUCCGGUCGGUCUUGCGACGGUUUGGUUAUUCUCAUGAGUGGAUUGAGACGAAGGGGGGAAACUGUCACCGUCCGAGCAACCUCCUGACCCUCUCUUCAAACGCUCAAGCGAUCAUGUAUGGCUUACGCCUUUGGUUUGAGAAGACUGACGAGCCACACACCUACGACGUGAAAACGCAUCCACCAGAAUUUCGAAAGGGGUUUGAGUUGCCCGCUCAAGUGACGUUCAAAGUGCGCGAAGAUCUCGGGAUUCCGGGGAUCCUGCCUCCUGAGGAGGGCGGCAUGGACUUGCCUGAUCCGGACUUCCUCGCGCUCCACGCGACUUGCUGCAAAGUCGUGCGCCUGGUGGGUGCGAUCGAGUUUCCCGUGGACUCGGUAUUCGGCGAUUCCGAGUCGCGCCAUGUUCUUGCGCAGGACGGCAGUUCGGCGGACGUCCUCUUUGACGAACUGUCCCGCCUGGUCGAUCCGUUGUAG
Epithele typhae is the source of this 1050-nucleotide messenger RNA. RefSeq lists its product as uncharacterized. Lineage: Eukaryota; Fungi; Basidiomycota; Agaricomycetes; Polyporales; Epitheliaceae. The record is from RefSeq and is a predicted model, not a curated record. Bases 1 to 1050 code for a protein of 349 amino acids. The transcript has 5 exons.